AUGCCACGUUUAGAGGAUUGGGAAAUCAAGAAGUAUUGGGAAAUAUUCCAAGGCUUGAACCCGGUAAAUAAUAAAUUGACUGGAGAUAGAGUCUCGCCAGUUUUAAAGAAUUCAAGAUUAAGAGAUGAUCAAUUAUCUAAGAUAUGGGAUUUAUCAGAUAUAGAUAACGAUGGGAAAUUAGAUUUUGAAGAAUUUUGUAUUACUAUGAGAUUAAUUUUUGAUUUAGUAAAUGGGAAUCAGGAAAGUGUACCCAACCAAUUACCUAAUUGGUUGAUACCAUCAUCCAAAGCACAUUUAAUACAAGCUAAUCAAGCGGUUGCUAGCGGGAAUAAUACUUACGGGUCGAAUAAUACUACUGAUGAUGAAGAAGAGCAAUUAUCUGAUGAUUUUGAUUGGUAUAUUUCCCCAACAGAUAAGAGAACCUAUGAAUCGAUUUAUAAUUCGAACAGUGAUUCCUACGGAAGAGUUAGAUUUGAUUCAUUAGAAGGAUUAUAUCAAACAUUAAGUAAAGUACCUAAAUCCGAUAUAUCAUCCGCUUGGAAUUUAGUGAAUCCCAAAUCAUUUGAAACCAUUGACAAAGAUCAAGUAUUAGUAUUUUUACAUAUAUUAAAUCAAAGAGAAAAUGGGAAAAGAGUGCCACGAGGAGUGCCAGCAUCGUUGAGGGCCACAUUUUCUAAAGAGGUACCCACUUAUGAUUUAAAUCAACCACAAGCAAAACCAAUAAGUGAGACAAGUAGUAAGAAAAAUUUUGCAAGUAAUUAUUUGAGUAGAAUUGGACAAGCCAAUAAUGAAAGAGGCACUGAUUUUUCAGCUACUGAAGGAACUGAUUGGGAAGAGGUUAGAUUAAGAAGAGAAUUAGCCAAUUUAGAAGAAGUAUUGAAAAAAGUACAAGAUAAUGAUCAAGGUAAGUCAGGAACUACCGAGCUGCAAAUGAUAAAGUAUGAAUAUGAACAAUUACUUAAAUUUAAGCAAGAGAAAUUGAAUAAAGUGAGGGAAUCUAGUGAUAAAGAUUUGAGUGAUGUUAAGAAUGAUAUUGAAUUGAUUGAAACCCAAGUGACUACAUUAGAAGGUUUUUUAAAAGAAAAAGAAGGCGAAUUGAAUCAACUUAAUCAAGAAAUUCGAGCAUUAACUUAG
Messenger RNA from Hyphopichia burtonii NRRL Y-1933, 1134 nucleotides. RefSeq names its product End3p (gene END3). Bases 1 to 1134 code for a protein of 377 amino acids. NCBI's taxonomy places the organism in Eukaryota, Fungi, Ascomycota, Pichiomycetes, Serinales, Debaryomycetaceae. Gene Ontology annotation, cellular component: actin cortical patch; plasma membrane; mating projection tip. The record is from RefSeq and is a predicted model, not a curated record. Gene Ontology annotation, biological process: actin filament organization; actin cortical patch assembly; endocytosis. The transcript has a single exon. Gene Ontology annotation, molecular function: calcium ion binding; protein binding.